This is a messenger RNA of Drosophila virilis, 1539 nucleotides long. RefSeq names its product DNA polymerase delta interacting protein 2 (gene POLDIP2). Gene Ontology annotation, biological process: error-free translesion synthesis. Gene Ontology annotation, molecular function: DNA binding. The record is from RefSeq and is a predicted model, not a curated record. Gene Ontology annotation, cellular component: mitochondrial nucleoid; nucleus. NCBI's taxonomy places the organism in Eukaryota, Metazoa, Arthropoda, Insecta, Diptera, Drosophilidae.
AAAGAAGUCAAAAUAAAAAAAAAAAAAACAAAACUAAAUAUUUCAAUAACAAUGUUUCCAGAAUAACAAAAUUAGGAAAACUACAAAAUUCACUAGCUCUUGUACCUACUUUCAACUGUAUGUACUUGAAAAACGUAACAACAUAACUGGUCGCCAUACCGCAAUUCAGUUGCAUAAAAGCUGGUCCAAGAUUCUUUCAGGGCGACAACGGACUGCUGCUGCACUUUCUACAAAAUAUUGCAAUUGACAACAAAUGGGUUUACUGCUGCACUUUUUCAAAUGGGACAAGCGUUGGCAACUGCUGCAUAAAUGUGAUAUAUUAGUGAAGCGAAACGUUAAGAAGCAGGCCGUCAGUCCAACCAAACUAGCCGAGGUUGGCCGUCUGUUAGAAGCAAAGGAAGGCAAAUACGAUACCGGGCAGCUGUUCUUGCAUCGAAUCUUUGGCUAUCGCGGUGUUAUACUCUUUCCAUGGACGGCUCGCGUCUACGACCGCGAUUCGGACAAUCCUAAGAAGCAGACAACGGCAACAACAACGCCGACGCCGACACAAUGCGCCAAAGAAGCUUCACCACUGAGAGUUAACGCGGGGAGCAGCGAAGGCAGCGGGACAACAGCUACCUCACAGCUCGAUGAUGCUCCCACGUCCUGGCACGCUAGCAAUAGUGCCACUGACACGCAGAGAGCCACAAAUUUGGGUACCGCCAAAACGACAACUAAUGGCGCCACGAGCAGUGCUACUGAUGCCAAAGAUGUUAAGGGCAAAACGCAAACCUUUUAUCAGGUGCUGAUUGAUACCAGGGACUGUCCGUAUAUUCGGGCCCAAACUGAGGCUGUCACCUUCUUAGGUAAUCAGGAUUCGAAUCGCAGCUUGUAUGCGAUUCCUGGAUUGGAUUAUGUUGCACACGAUGACAUCAUGCCAUAUUCCUCAACCGAUAAGCAUCCGUUGCAGCACGAACUCUUCGACAAGUUUCUAACAAAUGCUCCAGAUUCUGAGCCGCCAUUUGUGGGUCAAGAUACCCUCAAAGCGUGGCAGGAAAAGAAUCAUCCAUGGCUGGACAUGAGCGAUGUGCACAAGGAGACAACCGAAAAUGUGCGCAUCACCGUGAUACCUUUCUAUAUGGGCUGCCGCGAAACCCCCGCAUCUUCGGUUUAUUGGUGGCGGUAUUGCAUACGUUUAGAAAAUCUGGGUGAACUCAGUGUGCAGUUGCGUGAACGGCAUUGGCGUAUAUUCUCAUUGUCGGGUACUCUGGAAACAGUGCGCGGUCGCGGGGUUGUUGGCCAGGAGCCCAUACUGAGUCCGCGACUACCAGCUUUUCAAUACAGUAGCCAUGUGAGUCUACAGGCACCCAGCGGUCACAUGUGGGGAACUUUUCGAUUGGAGCGCGAGGAUGGGUACGCGUUUGACUGCAAAAUACCGCCGUUCUCGCUCGAAUCAAAGCCGGACGAUGCUAGCACGCCACCGAUCGGGACGCCCGCAGGCGAAGAGAGUGAUUAAAGAAAUAUAAUAGACUAGUUGUUUCGUGGUUAACGAUAUUCAAA